Schistosoma rodhaini is the source of this 921-nucleotide messenger RNA. The record is from the annotation of a GenBank genome assembly. NCBI's taxonomy places the organism in Eukaryota, Metazoa, Platyhelminthes, Trematoda, Strigeidida, Schistosomatidae.
GGUAUAUAUUCUUGAAUUUUAUAACAUUUAAUCUAGUGGAUUACCUAUAAUGCUGCUGUACAUAUAUAUCUUGUUAUUUAUAACAAAUGUAAAGGGAUCAGGAAGAACUCCUCAAUGCUUCCAGACUGUUUUCAGUGUAGCGACUUUUGUUACGCCACCAUAUUUUGGAACUGUGUAUUUCACAAAACAUCGCUCAAAUCUCAGAGUAACUGGAUCUGUGUCAGGUUUGCCGCCAAAAAGAUUGUUGGGUGUUCAUAUACAUGAAUAUGGUGCAUUAGGUAAUGAAUGUAAUGAUGCUGGACCACAUUUUAAUCCGUUCAACAGUGAUCAUGGUGGACUAACAGGCUCACCAAGACAUCCUGGAGAUUUUGGAAAUCAUUAUGUAGAUCAAUAUGGUGUUUUGAAUUUUGAUUUCGAUGUUGAUAUUUCUUCUAUUACUAAAUUUGAUGUAUUUGUUGGAAGAGCACUGGUUAUCCAUGAGAAAGAAGAUGAUUUAGGCAAAAUGUAUGACGAGGGCAGUCGCAAGACAGGCAAUUCCGGUAAACGUUUAACAUGUGCUGUAGUUGGUAUUUGGAGAGCUUCAUAAACUAAUUUUUUCUUAUCUUUCAUAUUUGUUUACAGUGAGAGUAAUUCAGAACGACUUGUUACUUACCUAAAUCUAAUUCUAUCAAACUCCAUUGACAUACAGUUUUAAAAGUUUUUUUUUGAUUCUUUCAUUUGUUGAGCAAAUGCAAAUAUUAUUAAACGUUGGACAGUUUAUGGUAGCAAUAAAGUUGUUCUUAGCUUCAUUACACAUUAAUUAUGGUUAGUCUUGUGCUUGUGAGUACUGUGGAAAUGUUGAUAUUACUGUUUUGAAAUAUUUAGAAUGUAUCAUUUCUGUUAAAACUUUAUAAAAAAUAGAAGUAUGGCAAUUCGUUACGA